This is a messenger RNA of Trichomycterus rosablanca, 5649 nucleotides long. Its product is annotated as interferon-induced very large GTPase 1-like. Lineage: Eukaryota; Metazoa; Chordata; Actinopteri; Siluriformes; Trichomycteridae. The transcript is spliced from 5 exons. The record is from RefSeq and is a predicted model, not a curated record. Bases 13 to 5466 code for a protein of 1817 amino acids. Gene Ontology annotation, molecular function: GTP binding.
GGAUCAGGGACGAUGGCGGCUGUAGUGUCUGAACUGAGGAUAAUUGUGUUAGGAAAGAGUCACUCAGAGACCAGCAGUGUGGGGAACUUCAUUCUGGGUAGAGCUGCAUUUGAGACUGAAGUUCCUCCACAUUCAGUAGAUCAGCACAUUGAGAGAGCCAGUGGAUGGGUGGAGGAAAGACACAUCACCAUCAUCAAUGCUCCUCAUCUGUACAAUCCAGAACUCACUCAGACGACUGAGAGACUAAAAGAGUGUGUUUCACUUACUGCUCCUGGUCCUCAUGCUUUCUUACUCGUGGUGCAACCUCAGAGUUUUACAGAGGAGGACACGAACCAACUAAAAGUCAUACUCAGCUGCUUCAGUGAACGAGCUCUAAACUAUUCUAUAUUAAUCAGUACUGACUGGGAGGCUGAAGAGAAAAAAUCUGCAAGUUUUAACAAGUUUCUGGAUGAAUGUGAUGGAAGGUUUCACAGAUUUAAACACAGAGAUAAACAUGACAAGACUUCAGUUUGUCAGCUGUUUGGGGAGAUUGACAAUGUGUUGAAAGUGAAUGGAAGUCUCACCUUUGACAUAUUUAAAGAUGCAGAGGAUUCUUUGCAACAUUAUGACAAACAUGAAAAAGAUGAAGAGAGGAAAAGUGCAGAUUGUCCUGAAGAAAAAAGUAAAAACCUGUUCAACAGAGUAGGGAGUUUUGUAAGAGGUUUUACUGCAGUAAAAAAGUGGUUCACCAGAGAACAACAUACUACUGACUCCAGCUCUAACCUUUAUCCAGCAGAAACAGAAUUGGAGAAAAAGAUGGAGCUUGGAGUAGAAGAACCUGAAUUAAAAUGUGUAGAAAAGAUGAAAACAGAGCAACUUUUAACUAGACUUCAUCUUCUGGAAAAGCAGAAACUAAAAAUGAAAACCUCAGAUGUUCUUCAGCUCACUUCUCUUUCAUUACAUUGUAAAGAACCUUGUGAAGAAAAAGAUCUGGUUCAAACCUUCCUACAAAGGUUGUUAAUGAUGGAUUACAGAGCAAGAUACAUCACCACCAAAGAAAUAGCCACUGAUUUAGACCCUCCUACCUCAGAUACAGAUGAAGAAGAAGGUGAUGAAUUUGAUGAGUUUUUUGGCAAAAAAGCUGCAUCUCUUGACGGUCAGAGUGUAAAAAAUCCUAUCCACCCCAUGGAUCUUCAGAUGGCGGUAUUCCACUGCUCAGACAGUUUCCUGAAGCAACUAAUAGUGACUAAACUCUCUCAGUGUCGGUACGCUCUGCCUCUACUGGUGCCAAAUCCAUUUACUGGAAAGAUCGAGUUUCCUCUGUGGACAUUUCACCAAAUUAUUAAAAGCUGGAAAACCACUGACACUUCUGGUACUAAGAUCAGUAAAACCCAGCAUGUUUAUGAAGCAGAAACUCCAAUGGUGGCGUUCUUCAGGUUAGGGGACGUGUCCUUUUCCAAGUCUCAGCUGAUGAACAGCUUGAUCAGUAAGAAGCAUGAUACAUUCUUCCACAGACACUGUCCAGGCAGCAUUAAAAACCGUCUACUGAUGGAUGGAGUUGUGGAGAUUGCUUGGUACUGUCCAUCUGGAAAGGAAACUGAUCAUUUUACUGACUGUGUUGCUUUCUGUAAUCUACACGGUGAUGCAGAAACUAGUAAAGAACAACUGGAUAUUCUGACUGAAAUGUCAUCUGUAAAUGUUGUUCUUUUAUCUGAUCCUAAAAAUGAAAGAAAUAAGGAGAUGCUACAGAAGUUUGUAAAAGGCCCCAAACCACUCAUCUGUCUCCUUUCUGAGGAUCAAUCAGGUGUCAGUAAGAUUAAGAAUGAAAAAUACAGAAUUGGUCUAAAAGACAGAAAUCAGUCAGACGUAUCCGAGAACCUCAGAACAACCAUCACUGACUGUCUGUCCAAGUCAUCUUCAGUUUUUAAACUUGAUCAUUUACACAAAAACAAUGAGAUCAGCACAGAUGAAGAUGAUCUUGAAUGCAGGAAAGGAAAAGAAGCUGCACUAGAGAUAAUAAAACUACUGGAGGGGAAGGAAAUAUCCACAUUAAAGGAAACACACCUGCCCUGUCAAGGGAAGCUCUGGUAUGAGUGGUGUCAGAUAAACAAAGACUCACAUCGACUUCAAGGAAACAAUUUAGAAAUGCAAAAGAGUGAAAAACAAACACAAAUGAAACAAAUCCGUGAAAAGCAACAAGAAAUUGGACAAUCAGACUUUAUGAAAGAAUUUAUUUCCUCACUGAAUUCUCUAUCAGGAAAUGAAAAAUCAUUCUUUAUUAAAUGGCUCGAGAUUCUACUGGACAAACAAACCUCAGAUGAUCUUUCAGAUCUUCAUCACAAGUACAAUGAAACAUGGACAAGGGUUUUAGAGCUUAAAAAGAAACAUGACACAUCAGAAAAAGAAAAGAUGAAGGCUGAUCAAACAGAACUUGAAGAAAUAUCUGUAAGACUGAAUGCAGCAACAUUUGGUCUGGAACACAUCUUCAGAGAGAUGGGUCAGAUAUAUGAGUCAUUUAUGUCCAAACAACAUAGUAACAAAAGAUCUGAAGAAGGAAUCAUCUCCACUCUCCCCAAACUUGCUGCAGAAUUCAUAAAAUCUCGUCUUCCAAUGGAGUUGAUGGAUGGUGAUGCUGCUCAUGUUCCUCUGAUUUGGGUUUCAGCAGUUCUAGAUGAACUCAUUAAGAAACUGGGAGACCAGAGAGUCUUUGUGCUGUCAGUUCUAGGGAUUCAGAGCACAGGAAAAUCCACCAUGCUGAAUGCCAUGUUUGGACUCCAGUUUGCUGUCAGUGCUGGAAGGUGCACCCGAGGAGCCUUCAUGCAGCUGGUCAGAGUAUCAGAGGAGAUGAAGGAGCAGCUGAAGUUUGACUACGUUCUUAUUGUAGAUACUGAAGGGCUUAGAGCACUUGAGCUUGCAGGAAAUUCCACUUACAAUCAUGAUAAUGAACUUGCAACAUUUGUUGUAGGUCUUGGAAAUCUGACUUUGAUCAACCUAUUUGGUGAAAACCCUGCUGAGAUGCAGGAGAUUCUUCAGAUUGUUGUUCAGGCCUUCCUGAGAAUGAAGAAGGUCAAACUAAAUCCCAGAUGUAUGUUUGUCCAUCAGAAUGUUGGUGACAUCACAGCUGGAGAGAAGAACAUGGAGGGUAGGAGACGUCUACAGGAAAAACUGGAUGAAAUGACAAAAUUAGCUGCUAAAGAGGAAGACAGUGAAGCUGAGUGCUUCAGUGAUGUUAUUGCUUUCAAUGUACAAGAUGAUGUUCAGUAUUUUGCACAGCUCUGGGAGGGCAGCCCACCAAUGGCUCCACCAAACCCCUCAUACAGUGAAAAUGUUCAGAAGCUAAAGAGAGCUAUUUUCACAAAUGCUACCAAGUUUUAUAGUAUGAAUCUCUCAGAGUUAAAAUCCCGCAUCAGUGAUCUGUGGAAGGCUCUACUGAACGAGAACUUUGUUUUUAGCUUCAGAAACACACUGGAGAUUGCAGCCUACAGGAAACUAGAAACUGAGUUUGGAAAAUGGACCUGGUCCCUCAGAAGUGCCAUGUUAGAACAUGAAGAAAAACUUCACUACACAAUUAAAAACAGAAAACUGAAAAAGAUUGAGGACAAAGACCUUUAUGAUCACAUGAAGAAGACCAAAGAAGAAGUGGAGAAAUCAAUGAAAUGUUACUUUGAAGAGGACAAGGACAAAGACAUUUUAAUUCAGUGGAAAGAGAGAUGUGAACAGAGAAUUAAACAACUUCUUGAAGAUCUUGUCAAAAAUGCAAAAACAAACCUGAAUGAUUUUCUUCAACAGCAAAAAGCUCGAGAAGCAUUUGAUCACAAAAAGACAGAGUAUGAUGAAAAGCUCUUCAAUAUGAGUAAAGCACUUGCUCUACAACUAAAAAGCACAGAAACUGAUGAACAGGGAUUUGAUAAAGUGUGGAACAAAUGGGUCUCUGAUCUGACACAAGACACACCUGUAGAGAAACCUUUAGAUGUUUGGGAGGAUGUGAUACAGAUUCUAUCUGAAGGUAAUGAACAAGCUGCUGUGUAUGAGCGAAUAUCUCAGGAAGAUUACACCAAGAUACACAGACUGGGAGAUUAUUCAUGUUACAUUUUAAACAAAUCAAUGCUACAGAAAACUGUUGAUGACGUUAAAUAUGUAUUAACACAAGAUGAAAUGAUUCCUUUUGAAGUUCAGGAGUCAGUGAGGAACCUAAUCAACAAUGUCAUCCAAGAAUCUGAGGACUUAAUCAAGAAGAUCUGCGGCAAAAUUACAGGACUGGGAUACAAAAAAAGCUACAUUCAGGAAAUAACUGACCAUGUCAAACAAAAAGUUGAACAAUAUCACAGUGAGAACAAAAAAAUAAAGUUCAACAAGGAAUUCACUCUGGAUCUCUGUCUUCAUGUGUGUAAACUUGCAAAUCCCAAAUUCACGAAGAUUCACCAACAGUUUAGAGAUGUAAAUGAUGUAAAAUUCUACCUGGAAAAACAGAAACCACAAUAUUACAGCAUCUUCCAGAACUACUGCAGAGGAGCAACAACCACAACAGUACUUGGUGAACUUGUCUACAACAAUCUUGUACCAGCCAUCCUGGAAGCCGUCUACAAUAAAACUGCUAUUGAUCUGUCAACACAGAUGAGAUCAGACAUGCCAGAAUUUAAUGGUAACAGGUCACAGCUUGAGGAACACAUCCUGAAAUCUCUGGCAGAGCAGGAGAACAUUGAGAAGUACAUGGAGUACAUCCACCAUCCCAAGAAACACUUUGAACAGUUUAUUACAGAAAAUGUUGAUAAAUACAUCACUGAAAAUAACAGCAAGGUUCUGAAUCUUCUCAAAAGAAAUCUGAAACACAAAGAGAAUAUAGUGAUGAACGCUGUGAACAUCACAACUGAAGAAGUGAAGAAGAGAAGUGGUGAUGCAAACAUGUGGCUGAGAAGUUUGAAGAAUUCACUAACAGAUGAGCUGAGCUUAAAAGAAAUAACCUGCACUGGUCUGGAGGAAAUUACAGAUUUAGAUUUUCUUUGGCAGGUUGUGUGUGAAGGUCUCACAAAGAUGAUGUCAGAACAAUAUAAAAGCUUCAACAGUGUAACAAACAUCAACAUGAAGAAGUUCAGGAAGAAACCAGAUGAGAUUCUGAUUGAACAUCUCUGUCAGUGCUGCUGGGCUCAGUGUCCAUUCUGUAGAGCCAUCUGCACCAACACAAUGGAGGAUCAUGAUGGAGAUCACAGUGUCCCCUUCCACAGAGUAAAUGGAAUCAUAGGAUCGCACUACACAGAUCCAACAAAUCUGUGUGCUGAUAUUUGUACAACUUUAGUAAAAAGUAAUAAACGUUUCUACACCAGAUCAAAAAAAUUGGUUCCUUUCAAAUCAUACAGAACAGCAGGAAGAGAAUUCGCUAAGUGGAAAAUCACCCCUGAUAAUUCAGUAACUGAGUCCCCAUACUGGAAGUGGUUUGUGUGCAGAUUCCAAACAAAACUGGAGCAGUACUAUGGUAAAUCUUUCCAGUGACACAGAGAGAUUCACACUGGAUUGAGAAACUACACAAAAAAGAAGCUAUAAAGAGUUUGGAAGAAUACAUCUGAGGAAAUAGACACACACACACAUAAUAUAUACACACAAACUCUACACACACAGACACAUAAUAUACACCAAUCAGCCAUAACAUUAAAACCACCUACUUGUUUCUACACU